Chelonus insularis is the source of this 2499-nucleotide messenger RNA. RefSeq names its product ARF GTPase-activating protein GIT1 (gene Git). Bases 100 to 2160 code for a protein of 686 amino acids. The record is from RefSeq and is a predicted model, not a curated record. The transcript is spliced from 10 exons. NCBI's taxonomy places the organism in Eukaryota, Metazoa, Arthropoda, Insecta, Hymenoptera, Braconidae. Gene Ontology annotation, cellular component: synapse. Gene Ontology annotation, biological process: brain development; regulation of ARF protein signal transduction; regulation of G protein-coupled receptor signaling pathway. Gene Ontology annotation, molecular function: small GTPase binding; GTPase activator activity.
CCCCCGCAGGGAGCCUUCUCAUCGCAACAAAAAUAAUUAUUAGAAUUAUUUUUUACUUAUAUUAUUAAUUAAUUUAAAAGAAAAUUUUGUUAGUUAGUGAUGAUGGCACGACCAAAGUACAAAACAUCAACUUCUGGAGUAUGCGCUGAUUGUGGAGCCCUUGAGCCAGGAUGGGCUUCCGUUAAUAGAGCUAUUCUGCUUUGCGAUGAAUGCUGCAGCAUACAUAGAAGCCUUGGAAGACAUGUUUCACAUAUCAAAUCUCUACACAAAGGACAUUGGAAUCCUCAUUUACUAGCAAUGGUUCAUACUUUACAUGACAAUGGAGCCAAUAGUAUAUGGGAGCAUUCUCUCUUAGAUCCAAGUAAUUCCAAAGUCAACAGAAAAAAGCCACAACCAAAGGAUCCUUUAUAUCCUAUAAAAGCAGAUUUCAUACGAGCAAAACAUCAACAAUUAACCUUCGUACUACGACAAAGCAAGGAUGAGUCAUGCAGUGAAGAAGAACUCAGUAAACAGUUGCACAGUAGCGUAAGAACUGCUAAUUUAGAGACAUCUCUUCGUCUACUAGUGCAAGGAGGAAAUCCAAAUUAUUUUUAUAAGGAAAAAGGUACAACUCCUCUCCAUGUAGCAGCUAGAGCUGGUCAAGCUCUACAACUAGAGUUACUCAUUGCCAACGGUGGUAAUCCUAAUUUGAUUGAUGCUAAUGGACACAUACCUGCUGAAAUUGCUCGAAUAACAGGCCAUCUAGAGUUAGCUGAAAGACUGAUCGAAUGCAUGUACGAAGUCACCGACAGAUUAACCUAUUUCCUGUGCUCUCGGAAGCCAGAUCACCGGACCACCGAGCAUCUCAUUAUUCCCGAGUUAACUGACACACUAGAGAGAAAUGAAUUAACUAACGAAGCACGUAGUCGUCUCCAAAUGCUCCCAAACAACUUACUAGAGGAAUUGACAAUGGAUGUUUACGAUGAAGUAGACCGUAGAGAGACUGAAGCUGUUUGGCUAUCAAGCACUACACUUCCUGAAAGGAGCACCGCAGUUCCUUUUCUUCCAGUUAAUCCAUAUCUUUCAUCAACUCGCAACCAAGGAAGACAAAAACUCGCAAGAUUUACGCCACAGGAGUUUGCUACGCUGAUUGUGGAUAUUCUUACUGAAGCAGCUCGUCGACAUAUGCAGGCUAACUGUACUCCACUACAAGAUCCUAUUAUAGAAGCUUUGAGAAAAGAACGUCCAAUUAAAAAUUGUGGGUCCCAGACUUCCGAUGAUGAACCUCUAUAUGACAGUGUAGCAUCAGACGAUGAUUACAUGACACUAGGAGUAGACAACAAUAAUCACCUAUCAGAAUUCAACAUUGACAAUGAGAAAACACUAGUCUCUACAGGAAAGGGCAUUUCUCCCAUCGUCCAAGCACUUAAAAAACAGCUCAAUAUUUCUGAAGCUACAAUUAAAAAUUUAAAUGAAGAAAUACGGACUUUCCAACAAACCAUAGAGCAGCUCACUUUGGAAAACCGCCAGUUGAAAAAUGCCAUGGAAGCAUACAUGAAGCCAAAAUUUCCUCAUUCAUAUGACAUUGUGAAUGGCCAUGCCAGCGGGGAACAAGAGUCAACGCCGGAGCCAGUAUCAGUUGCAGAUAAUAAAUCAUCAUUACCACGUGGGAAUCAAAGACCUGCGUCGAUGUAUGAAACACGAGAAGGCUUGAAGAAAACAGGACCAUGGACAAUGUCAAUUGUUCAAGCAAAACGAGAUGAUGAAAUCUCUUGUCGACCAAAUACAACCCAAAAUGUCUGGGAGUGUCAAAUAAGUCGCCCAUCUAAUGAUGAAGUAACUCGACGAACAGAGCAAGUUACCAAAAGAAUCCAAGAGCUUUGGAUGGCUAUGCAGGAUCCUAGUCAUAGAGAAGUAUUUGUGCCAUGUGCAGAAAGAAUUCGUAUUGCUGUAACCGAUUUAACUGCCAUAUUUUCCCAAAGUUCACUUGAUGAAAACAUUCGUACAGCUUUAAGACAACUCAACGGUAAUACUGGAAGGCUACAAGCUGAAUGUGCAGGUCUUCAGCGUUGUUCAAAUGACACUGAGCAUACGGAUCGUUGUCUACAACAAGUGCGAUCGUGUGCUUAUGAUAUUGCCAAAGCUACAAAGCUCCUGGUAACACAUUUUCAAAUAUCGUAGUGUAAUUUUCAUCACAAAAUCAUGUAAAAACCAAUUCAAGAACCAUUAAGCAUGCUCGUUAUAAUUGAUAUUAUUAUUAUUAUAUACAUUUAGUUAAAUUAUUAUUCUCGAUUUAUUCAAAGAAUAAUAUCAUUUAAUUAUCGAAAUCGAAAAGCAGAAAGUAUUUACACAAAAAAGUAUAUUAAAAAUUUUAUCAAAGAUUUAUUUAAUAUUAAACAAUAUAAUUUUAUCAUCUUACCAUCUUCGGAAAAAUAUAGAGACUGAGUAGCCUAUAAUGAAAUAUAUUUUUGAUUUCUUUUUACCAAGUGCAAUUAAUAAAGAGAAUAAUAAUUCAUUUUU